Messenger RNA from Myxocyprinus asiaticus (Chinese sucker), 4421 nucleotides. Its product is annotated as organic solute transporter subunit alpha-like. The transcript is spliced from 7 exons. The record is from RefSeq and is a predicted model, not a curated record. NCBI's taxonomy places the organism in Eukaryota, Metazoa, Chordata, Actinopteri, Cypriniformes, Catostomidae. Gene Ontology annotation, biological process: transport. Gene Ontology annotation, molecular function: transporter activity. Bases 3113 to 4147 code for a protein of 344 amino acids.
UACGGAGUCGCCAACACGUCUGCUGGAAACAAUUAAAAGGGAUUCAUUAUUCACUCCACUUCUCUGUGAUUUAGAUCGAAUGCUCAGUAAACAUCAGCAACAUACUUGUUACUAAAAGAAAUUCUUAAACUUUAGUCAUUUUUCUUCAGGCUAUCCUCAAAACCACUAAUUCUUUUCAAAUCAUUCUUCAAGAAUAAGCCCUUAAAACGCAAAGUUAAAUUUAGUUUAAAGUGGUUUUAUAUAUAUAUAUAUAUAUAUAUUACUAACAUGAAAUGCUCAUUUACUGCAUUUGUUUACAAGUACAUUGUCUUCCGUAUACGCCUCUCCGACAGUCCACCAAUCAUACGCGUUCCAUAAAUUUCAAAAUAAAAGUUUUUUUUUUUUUUUUUGUUUGUUCCUAAGUUCAAUGCACAUAAAGAUGUAUUGUUUUAUUUAGAUGUAUUGUGUUUUUAUUGUAAUGGACAAAUUAAUAUUUCACUUUCUUCCUCUGAUAUAUGAUUUUUCUAUAUACAUAUAUAUCUUUUUUUCUAUUGUAGGCUAUAAUUAACAAGGAAAUAUUUGUUAAAGUUAGUGACCAACUGGUGUUAUUAGUGACCACUGGUGUUAUUGAGGUAGAAACAAAGCAUGAAUAUACAGUGUAAGGACAGACCAAGUAAAUAUCAUUAGUUGCAAUAUUUAUUAUAGAUGGAAAACUGCAGCAUAUUUCAGGGUUCGUGUGUUCAUUUUAAUGUCACUAAUUCUUUAUUUGUUCAUUUUAAAUAAAAAUAUUUUAUUCAUUCAGUUCAUUUAUUUUGUAUAAAACACCACUUAUUACAAGUACAACAUAUCUCAAUGAGCAUCUUUAACUACAUUUUCUCAGUAACAAUUCUUGGUUCAUUCAUGAUGAAUUUGAUGUGCAAUUGUAGUGUGCUCCCUUAAAACGCACUUCGCUUUCCAACAAAAGUGAAUAGCUGGGUCCGUAAACAGUAGUCCAUAAGACUCAUGUGCUAUGUUCCAUGUUUUCUAAAGUCACACAACAGAUUUAUGUGAGGAACUGACCGAAAUUGUAUGGGAAUACUAGGAAAAUCACUAUAUGCAUAUUUCAGCAGCCUCUGAACUCUGACCUUAAAUUAUUUUCCACAACAUUUUGUAUUUAAUUUUUUUUUUAAAAGGUUUUAACAUUGAUAACACCAAUGCCAUGAAAUCAAGGAACAAACAUACUUUUUAAAUUAUUUAAAUUAAUUAAUAAUUUUGUUUUGCUUUUUGUACACUUGUUCGGCCUUGCACUAAUGCUUGUAUUAAAAAUAAGUACAAAAGAAAUACAUAAAUAACUUUACAUGUCAUAGAAGUGGUGUAUCAGUUGAAGGGGACAAGGAUUUUUUUCAGGCAAUUGACAAUUUCAAAUAUAUUUUCUAAACAAUUAUCAAAACAGAGUCAAGCCAUAUCAUUACCAUUAAAGGUUAGGUUAUAGAAUGAUACCUUUUAUUUAUUCGCUAUUUGAAAGAUUUUUCAUGACUAAAAAAGUCAAGGGACAUGUUUGUCAACAUAUUUUGAUAUUGACCCAAAUGUUGUCAGAAAUAACCUAUUUGGAGAGGCACAAAGCUUUCUUUACAGAAGCUAGAUGGCUCACAAAACUGAAUCCUCCAUUGAUCUGCAUUCAAAUCUCAGAAUGUUUUACAUCUCAUAUAAUUUUUUCACUCUGGAGAGUAAUUUUUAAUUAAAACUGAUAGUUGCAAGGAUUCAUACUUGUUAAAUCCGCCACAGCAGUAUCUAUAAAAUAUAUUUUUAAAUCCUCCAGUAACAAUUGAUUGUGAUUGGCCCAUUCUGAACAGCGCUGCCAAAAGUAACAGGUGCCACGUGACAGCAACGUCUAUGCGCUGCCUGCUUCAGCAGUGGUCUAGUGGUCUGUCGUGUAAAAAUAAAUAAAUACAUUUCAUUUAUUAAACGAUUUAAGCAAUGUAUUUUACGAUUUUCUAUAAUUCUAGAACUUUUUAAGCACCUCUUGGUAAAAAUGGCUAUUUUCAAGGGUUUUCCAGGACUUAAAUUUGAAAAAGCCAAAUUCAAGUACUUUAAGCACCUUGUACGAACCCUGCUAUUUAGUCAGUACUUAAAAUAUAGAGGAGUUAUCAUGCACUGGAUUAAAAUUGUACAUGUACUUCAUGCCUAUCGUGAGGUUGUGUGGGAUUGCCCAGACCUGCAGUAAGAUGGACUUGGCCCUCUACCUGACACCCUACCUGUUUAAGUCAAUCAUUAACAAGUGAGCUCCAGAAGACAUCCCUUUGACUAUAGGAAGCCACCUCUGUGUAGAUUUAGUACACCAUUUUAUCACCAAUCCCCGAUUUUCCUAAGUCUUGCACAUGAUUUAGGUGUUUGGCUUGUGUUUACUCAUUUGAUCAGUUACAUGAGGGGCUCCUAAUCAAGCUGCUUGUUUUGUGAGACGUCGCUGAAUUCACUGAACAAUGAAGGCGAACAACUGUACUUUCAUGGGGGGUGGGAUCCCUCUGUCAUCAGAGUUCUUUAAAGGUAAAAGUUUUAACAGAUGAAAAGUGUAGAUAUGUCAACCCAAAUCAUGUCUAUCUGAGUAAUGUAAUGUCUUUCAUGUGCUUUUCCAUGAUUAAUGAUGGGAAUGGUAAGCUGCUAUGGACAUGGUAUGUGCAGUAACGGAAACUGCUGUAUGUGUUUUGAACGGUAUAUGCAUUGACAGACAACACAGAUGAAACUGCUUAUCAGCAUCAUUCAACAACUUAAUUGUUGGUCAUUGCUGAGUCUGCUACCAUUGUAUCACUGUUUUCCAAAUUCUGAUAUUUUCCUUGUUUAGCUGUUUUCAGGAGUAUUAACCCCCCUUGCAUCUGAGCUAGGGAAACCAGACUUCCCCAUUUCUUAUGGGACUGUUCUGUACUAUUAAAAUGUCUGGAGAAAAACGGCAUCUGUUCACCCUACUUUGCUGUGAUAAAGAUUGUUGUACACAAGCAAUUCAGCUAAUUCAGCCUUGAUCAAAAACGAUCUUUGGCUGUUCCUCCUUCCUGCAGUGUUUGCCGUGCUGCUGCUUGCUCUCUUCUUGGAAGAGAUUGGCUUCUUUCUGCGCCAUGUUCCCUUUCCACGGCGCAGACGUCUCAGCCUGUGGAUCCUGGGAAUGUACCCAGUCUUUGGAAUGAUGUCUGUUGUUGCUCUGUAUGUUCCUCGCUCCUCAUCUCUUUGCAAUUUCAUCGCUUCUCUAUAUCACUCUAUUACACUGUUGAAGUUCAUGGGUCUUAUCAAAGACUUCUUCGGUGGAAAGGCCCGCAUGCUGGAAGCAUUAGCAGGGGAGAAGGUGUCUCCAAACCCCUUCCCCUGUUGCUGCUGCUGCUGUCUGCCUUUAUUUGACAUCAACAAGACCAGUGUAGGCUGGAUGAUGGCUGCUGUCCUUCAGCUUUCUGUGGUCAGAACACUGCUGUUCUUCCUCACUCUUGUCCUCUGGACAGAUGAACAGUAUGACUAUGGUGAUGUGGACCAAGUUAACCCCAACAUGUAUGUCAAUGCUAUAAUUGCUGUUUCCACUUUUCUGUCCUUUUAUGGCUACCUGCUGUUUUAUAAAGCCACAAAAAGAGCAUUGCCUGGAUACAGUCUGCGAGCAAAGUUUAUUUGCAUCAUUGUUGUCCUGGUCCUUUGUGGACUACAGAGUGGAAUUCUAGAGACCAUGGGUGCACUGAAUGUCAUCCCCUGCACACCUCCCUUCUCUGACCUCUUUCGGUCUCAAUUAAUAUUCCACUAUUCUGUUAUUGUGGAGAUGUUCUGCAUCAGCCUCUUUGCACAUCACACAUUCCGGAAAGUUGAGCCCUCUCCUGAGGAGGUUGAUGAAACAGAAGAUGAUGCCAUAAGAGAGCUCUGUGAGAAGGCGAUUCAAACAGAAGACGAGCUGCCAUUUGCUGUGCAGCUCUCCUCUCAUGAGGACGAGCCAUGCCAUUCUAACCAAGGAUACAGCAGUGACAGCGAAGAUAGCCUCUGCAAAAUUGAACAUGCCCCACUGGACUGUUUCCCCUUCCCCUUACAGCACAGACUGCAAACUGCAGCAAGCACAGAGAAAGUUCAUACUAAACCACCUAACAACUCAAUUAGUGUGGAGCUGCCAACAAUUACUGUCAGUGCAGAGAUUAACCAUACUGUCAAAGAUGAUGUUACUGUUGUAUAGCCGAAAAAGAAGGAAAAUAUAUAUAUUAUUUUAUUGUUUUGUAGUUAAUGUGUGAUUGUUGUACUUCACAUGUCUGUGACUCCAUUGUUCCCAAUAUAUAUAUAUAUAUAUAUAUAUACAUAUUUUCAUUAUUGUCCUAAGACUCUGAUGUACAAACAUGGUGACACAAAGGCCAUGUAAUUAUUGUAAAUUUCACUACCAUAACAAGUUUUUUUCCCCAUAAUAAGAUAUAUUUUUAUGUUCUACCAAUGGAUUAAUAUUAUAAUAAAAAGAA